Hyaloscypha bicolor E is the source of this 1645-nucleotide messenger RNA. Its product is annotated as indoleamine 2,3-dioxygenase gamma type. The transcript has 4 exons. NCBI's taxonomy places the organism in Eukaryota, Fungi, Ascomycota, Leotiomycetes, Helotiales, Hyaloscyphaceae. The record is from RefSeq and is a predicted model, not a curated record. Gene Ontology annotation, molecular function: heme binding; metal ion binding. The coding region runs from base 66 to 1469 and encodes 467 amino acids.
CUCAAGUCUCGCAAUUGACGCCAAACUUUCCUCAAUACUUUUGCUAUUCAUUUGCGCUUUUCAAGAUGGGAUCUAUUGUUCCUUCUCUCAACUUCAACGUCCUUCGGGACACCAAACCAGACGACACGAGUCUUCCAGCCUUCAUGGUCUCAAUAACCCGAGGAUUCCUUCCACGUCAAGAACCUAUCAUCUCACUCCCAGCAGAGUUCGACGUUCUUGAGUCCAUCCUCGCUCGCAUGCCUAUCAAGACCUUGAACGGCACCCCAGGUCUCCUUGCUACCGCUACACUUGGAGAGACUAUCCUCAAGGAAUUACCUGACCUCACCAGCGCUAUCGACAAGUACAAAGAUAACCUCCCUUUGAUGAACGCUUUGUAUCGGGAUUAUUCGUUUCUCGCCUCCGCUUACCUAUUGGAACCAUGCCAUGAGCGGUUCACGAAUGGUGAAAGUUAUGGCCUUGGCCGUCAAACACUCCCUUCCGUUAUCUCACUACCAAUCUCUCGCUGCGCUCAACUUGCUGGUUUCAAACCCUUCAUGGAGUAUGCGGGCUCGUAUGCUCUGUUCAACUAUCGCCUCCAAGAUCCAAAGCGAGGUCUCGAGUACGACAAUCUUCGUCUGAUCCGAGCUUUCGAGCAUGGCCUUGACCCCAAGUCAUCCGAAGCAGGUUUCGUUCUUGUACAUGUUGACAUGGUUCAGAAUUCAGGUCCCCUUAUUGAUGGAGUUGUCUCUGCACUCGAUGCAUGCGAACACAAUGAUCGCGAGGCCUUCAACAUUGGCAUGGAAAAAGUCGCCACAAGCAUGACCAAAGUAAACAAAGUCAUGGACGGUAUGUGGGGAAAGAGUAAGCCAGGAGAUUAUACUUCGUUCAGAACAUUCAUCUUCGGAAUUACGAGUCAAUCUAUGUUCCCCCACGGCGUCGUUUAUGAGGGUGUUUCGGACGAGCCGAUGUCCUUCCGUGGCGAAUCUGGAGCAAAUGACAGCAUGAUUCCACUCUGCGACAAUCUCCUUCAAAUCGCAAUGCCAGACACACCUUUAACCACCAUCCUCCAAGACUUCCGCUCCUACCGCCCAGGAAACCACCGAGAAUUCCUCGAAUACGUUAAAGCACGCUCAGCCCAUCUUUCUCUGAAAUCCUACGCUUUGCAAGAACCCUCAUCAGCAGCACUCUACCUGCUCAUAUUGAACCAAGUUCGUGACUUCCGCUGGAGGCAUUGGUGCUUCACUCGUGAGUAUAUCUUGAAGAAGACCACGCAUCCAACUGCUACUGGGGGAAGUCCGAUUGUAACUUGGUUACCGAAUCAGUUGCAGGCUGUAAUGCAAGCUAUGGUUGAUGUUUGGGAGGGAAGCGGGAAGAGACUUGGGAAGAGUUGUGAGGAGAUUAUGGAUUUGUUGUACGUGCAGCGAGAGACUUUGAGGAAGGAGGUUGAGAAGUAUUGCCAGGAGAGGAAUGUUGAUGCUAGCAAGGCUUGAUCUAGCAGGAAUGAUCUUUUGGAUAUAUGGGAGGCAGCUGGUACAUGGUGGCAGGCAACAGGCGAGACUCGAGAGAAAUGCUCUCUCUUUGGUUUUUUAGGUUUUGGCAAGAUCAUGUAAGCUCAUGUUAAUUUACGCACUUUUUGCCUUAAGUCUAUCCAUAGACCAGACUGAAG